Molecule: messenger RNA, 1401 nt
Organism: Psammomys obesus (fat sand rat)
Lineage: Eukaryota; Metazoa; Chordata; Mammalia; Rodentia; Muridae
Gene: Ccdc190
Product: coiled-coil domain containing 190
Exons: 4
Coding region: 284-1129 (281 amino acids)
Source: RefSeq, a predicted model, not a curated record
AGCUGGGCUUGCAGCUAAGAGCUACCUACCUUGUUCUCCGAUGAAGGUUUAAUCUGUACCUUACCAUCGAAAUCAAGCUGACUUCAAAUAGGCUCUUCAAUUAGAGCUGCCUUGUGUCUGGCCCCAUCCCCUUCUUUAAUGCUAAUCUUUUCCUGAAUUGGUACCACCAAAGCUUUAGAGAGAGCAACUGACUGCCACCCUGCACAAAUCCUGUGCUGUAGCCCUGAGGUUGUUUGUGGUAGCUGGGAGACGCUUGCUUUACUGUCUCCAGCCCAUAAAGAAGAUGGACAGAAACUACAUGAGAGGACCCCUGCACAAGCUGUUCGACUUGGAGAAAAAGAAUGCCAGGCAAGCUGAAGCCAGACUCAGCCUUCGACUGCAAAGGCUGGAGGUCAUCUGCCUCUAUCAUGUGAAGUCUCUGGCCAGGGAGCAGAGGCUGCUUCAGAAACAACUGACGCGGCUGCAGCAAGCAUAUAUCUCCAAGAAGAGUUUCUCUUCUUAUUUGGGGAAUGGAAUUUUGAAGAGAUCGAAAGAUGCUGUCACAGUCUCACCACAAACAGGACAGAGGCACAUAGUUCAGGAGCCUAAUAUUAGAGCAAUGAAAAGCAGUAUUACCCAGGAAGUUCAAACUAAGCCUCCGGUGAAUGCCCUGAGACGCCAAGAGCACCUGCAGUUUCAACGAGACGGAACCAGCUGCUACCAGGGAGAGAACCCACAGGGCGGGGACAGAAAGUCUGCAAGUCCACGGAAGGGCUCGGACCCCAACAAGGAUGUCUUUGCUCCGUGGUACAACCACGAGGCUUUCGCGAACAGGACAGAAGGCAGCAGUGUGGCUAGCGUUGAUGGCGAGAGUGAGCCGGCAUCUGCUCAUAGUAAGACCAGAUCAAAAAAUGCCAACCGGAAGCCACAUGGCGAUGCCAGGGCACAAAGUGUCGCGAGCUCCUUGGAACACUCGGGAAGCUCCAAAGGUGAAGGCACAAAGCCAACCCUCGUAGAUUUGUACGCGAAGGUCAAAAACGCCCACUACCUCCGCCACAGGGUGCCCCCUGAGUCCGAGAGGUUGCUUAGCGUUAGGGAAAUAUUCGGACACAGCGACUCCCCACCAACCAAAGCAGGGGGGGAAAUGUGAAAAAUGGCUCCAAGUUCCUUCUUCUCUGGCUGUGUAAUAUAGCCCGACCACAAGAUAUGCCGUAAUAACUAUGGAAAUGUAACCCUCAGAUUGCUGCAAUAGCAGGCAACAGAAAUAAACAGAAAUGCAGAACAACUUUCUUUUUCAUCCUUGGUAUCCCCGCCACUUUAUGUGGCCUUUCUCCUAAUAAACAAGGCUGCUAUAAAAAGGAAAAGACGGGAAAUGUUAUGAAGAUAUUUUAAACUGACACCUUGGGCUUGUUUUGACGGAGU